Polypterus senegalus (gray bichir) is the source of this 1492-nucleotide messenger RNA. It is a transcript of the gene paqr9, whose product is annotated as progestin and adipoQ receptor family member 9. Bases 145 to 1275 code for a protein of 376 amino acids. Lineage: Eukaryota; Metazoa; Chordata; Cladistia; Polypteriformes; Polypteridae. Gene Ontology annotation, molecular function: signaling receptor activity. The transcript is spliced from 2 exons. The record is from RefSeq and is a predicted model, not a curated record. Gene Ontology annotation, cellular component: membrane.
UGAGUUGUCCCGUGCGGAGUUAAAACGACGGGAUAAAAGCUUCUUAGCCUGUGACAGAACAGCGGAGGUGGCGGACCUGAAGCUGAGCCCUGCAGGGGCUAAAUCCUUACAAAGGUGAACAGAUUUGAAGGGCACUGCAUUUUAAUGUCACCUGCAAAGCCCAUCUCCAUCAUGCCGGUCAAGAGAAGAAAUUCCCAUCUGCUGCGGCACACAGAGGUUCCUGCCCGGGUCACUGAGAGUUUUAUCCUGUCUGGCUACCGUUUUCCAAAUUACAGCUUUCUUGAGUGCCUGGUCUCUGCCUUCCAGCCCACCAAUGAAACAGGCAACUUCUGGACCCACUUCCUGGCUGUCUUUGUGUUUGCCUUUAAUUUCUUGGAGCUGUUCUGGUGGGAUUGGACUCCUUCUGUGUCUCACCCCUUCUUCUACCCGUUCUGGAACUACUUUAUUGGAGUCUUUGGCCUGCUUAUGGUAAGCAGUAUGGCCCACCUUUUCAACUCCAUGUCACUGCUCAUUCGGGAGAUCUGCUUUUUCAUUGAUUACGGCACCAUCAGUGCCUAUACAGUGGGCUCUUCACUGGCCUAUUUCUAUUAUAUUCACCCUAAACCUGCUUUUGCUAAUGGAAAUGCAUCUGAUACCUGGUUGGUAAAAGAUGACACCUAUGAACAUAAUGUAGUUGUGCAAUACCCACUCCAGGAUGCUAAGGACACCUCCCUCAAGUUCAGCUUCUUUGAGACCUUGUACAUUCCCAGCGCCUGCUUUGUGGCAUUGAUUUGUACGAUGGCCUGUUGCAAUACAAGACAGCGGUGGCGUCGCUAUCGAUAUGUGAUACGGACUCUGGUCUUCAUCCUGCCUUUUACUGUUGCCUCCACACCCAUCUUCUACCGUCUCUAUGUCGGCCCCAUUAAUGGCACAUUGGCCUCCUUUUUCUUGCGCCACUGCUUCUGGUUGAUUGUGUCAGCAGUAUUCAACAUUAGUAAGAUCCCAGAGCGCUUCUCUCCAGGGAAAUUUGACAUUUGGGGUCACAGCCACCAGUGGUUUCACUUCUGCACUUUUAUGAGUAUCCUGGACGAGUUGCACAUGAUCAAGGCUGAGAUCCGUGGCCUGCCAACCAUCUGGGAAUCUACUCUGAACCUACAGCCAGCCUUGCCCACUCUCUGGUCUACUUAUGGCGUAAUGUUUGCCUUGCAGUGCUGCAUUGCUGGCAUCAUCUUCUGUUUUGGUAUGCGCGUGGUCAUGGAUAACAAGAAGGGAACAGAGAAGAAGAAAACGAGUUAAACUUAAGAGGCAGUGGAGGGAGACAUUCUCAACUUAUUUUGAAUGAUACAAAUGUUCCCUGUUUUGAAUUUUUGCUUAUGGUUUUUGGGGAUCCAUUCCAACUGCUUGAAACUAGUCAAGUCAUGUUGAUUGAUUUUUUCUCAGUAUAUAAUGCAUUUAUAUUUAUGUCAAUGUCUAUAGCUAUAUCUAUAUACAGUAUAUUUAUAUGUAUAUGUAG